GGGGGGGGGGGUGCCCGGGCUGACUGUGUACAGUGACAACAGGGGCUGAGCCCCGGGAAGGAAGCCAUCCCCCAGGCGGUCUCUAUUUGUCCAUAAACACAGUCCACCCCACGCCCCAGGGCGGAGGAGGGGCAAAGAAACCAGCCCAGCUGGAGCUGCCUUCCCACUGCUUUCCUGGCAGGGGGCACUCCCAGGCACCCAGGCACACCACCUCCUCCUCAUAGGCUCCAUCUCCCUCCCAGCACCACCCCCUGAGUUGUUUCCACAGCAAGUGAAAGGAUGAAAAUGCAACCUAAAACCCCCAAGACCCCAAGAAGAUAAUAAAGAAAAAGCCCUAGAUGCCCCUGAAUUCCAGAAACUCAUCCCUGCCAAGUAAAUACGUCACACUUGUUGUUGCAUCGGGGCCUGUUUUACGUCCUUUCACCUAGUUUUUUUCUAUGAAACUGGGUGGGAGGAUGUGAAACAGGCCUUGGGUGAGACUGCUGGCCUAAGCAAGGUAACAGGAUCUGAGUUGACUAAACGCUUAUCUGGCUUCUGUAAAACUGCUUGCAAAUAUUGAUUGCACAACUGCAAAAUGACACACCACCCACGAGCCCGCGCUAAUAUAGACCUCCUGAUUGGUCCUCAGAACGCGUACUUUAAAAUGAUUCGUCUUCCAGGCGCGGGCUCUUGAUGCGCGAGCUUUGUUGUGAACCCCAUAAAAGCUGUCCGCACUCGGGGCCGCAGUCCUCUACCCCUGCCUGGCAUACGACUGUGGGCCCCAGCGUGCUUGAAAUAAAAAUCCUCUUGCUGUUUGCAACAAGACCGCUUCUCGUGAGUGAUUUGCAGUGUCGCCUCUUCCGAGUCCAGACGAGGGGGAUUUUCCUUCUCCUGGCCUUUUCAUUUGGUGCGUUGGCCGGGAAUACCCCGCGACCACCCCUCACACCCGAGAACCGACUUGGAGGUAAAGGGAUCCCCUUUGGAACGUGUGUGCCAGCCGGCGUCUCUGUUCUGAGUGUCUGUUUUCUGUGAUGCGCGCUUUCGGUUUGCAGCUGGAGGACUGUGAUCAGCAGACGUGCUAGGAGGAUCACAGGCUGCCGCCCUGGGGGACGCCCCGGGAGGUGGGGAGAGCCAGGGACGCCUGGUGGUCUCCUACUGUCGGUCAGAGGACCGAGUUCUGUUGUUGAAGCGAAAACUUCCCCCUCCGCGGCCGUCGGACUCUUUUGCCUGCUUGUGGAAGACGCGGACGGGUCGCGUGUGUCUGGAUCUGUUGGUUUCUGUUUCAUGUGUCUUUGUCUUGUGCGUCCUUGUCUACAGUUUUAAUAUGGGACAGACAGUGACGACCCCCCUUAGUUUGACUCUCGACCAUUGGACUGAAGUUAAAUCCAGGGCUCAUAAUUUGUCAGUUCAGGUUAAGAAGGGACCUUGGCAGACUUUCUGUGCCUCUGAAUGGCCGACAUUCGAUGUUGGAUGGCCAUCAGAGGGGACCUUUAAUUCUGAAAUUAUCCUGGCUGUUAAAGCAAUCAUUUUUCAGACUGGACCCGGCUCUCAUCCUGAUCAAGAGCCCUAUAUCCUUACGUGGCAAGAUUUGGCAGAGGAUCCUCCGCCAUGGGUUAAACCAUGGCUAAAUAAACCAAGAAAGCCAGGUCCCUGAGUUCUGGCUCUUGGAGAGAAAAACAAACACUCCGCCGAAAAAGUCAAGCCCUCUCCUCGUAUCUACCCUGAGAUUGAGGAGCCGCCGACUUGGCCGGAACCCCAACCUGUUCCCCCACCCCCACCCCCUUAUCCGGCACAGGGUGCUGCGAGGGGACCCUCUGCCCCUCCUGGAGCUCCGGCGGCGGAGGGACCUGCUGCCGGGACUCGGAGCCGGAGGGGCGCCACCCCGGAGCGGACAGACGAGAUCGUGACAUUACCGCUGCGCACCUAUGGCCCUCCCAUGCUGGGGGGCCAAUUGCAGCCCCUCCAGUAUUGGCCCUUUUCUUCUGCAGAUCUCUAUAAUUGGAAAACUAACCAUCCCCCUUUCUCGGAGGAUCCCCAACGCCUCACGGGGUUGGUGGAGUCCCUUAUGUUCUCUCACCAGCCUACUUGGGAUGAUUGUCAACAGCUGCUGCAGACACUCUUCACAACCGAGGGGCAAGAGAGAAUUCUGUUAGAGGCUAGAAAAAAAUGUUCCUGGGGCCGAUGGGUGGCCCACGCAGUUGCAAAAUGAGAUUGACAUGGGAUUUCCCUUGACUCGCCCCGGUUGGGACUACAACAGGGCUGAAGGUAGGGAGAGCUUGAAAAUCUAUCGCCAGGCUCUGGUGGCGGGUCUCCGGGGCGCCUCAAGACGGCCCACUAAUUUGGCUAAGGUAAGAGAGGUGAUGCAGGGACCGAACGAAGCUCCCUCGGUAUUUCUUGAGAGGCUCAUGGAAGCCUUCAGGCGGUUCACCCCUUUUGAUCCUACCUCGGAGGCCCAGAAAGCCUCAGUGGCCCUGGCCUUCAUAGGGCAGUCGGCUCUGGAUAUCAGAAAGAAACUUCAGAGACUGGAAGGAUUACAGGAGGCUGAGUUACGUGAUCUAGUGAAAGAGGCAGAGAAGGUGUAUUACAAAAGGAAAACAGGAAAAUAUUCAAAAGUGGAUAAAUGGUAUGAGUUGGGGAAUAGUUUUUUGGAAAUGGGGAGGGGGAGCAGGAUCCACUCUAACCAUUCGCCUUAGGGUAGAGCCGGAGACGGAACCUCCUGUGGCGGUGGGACCUAACAAAGUACUGGCCGAACAGGGGCCCCCGGCCCUGGAGCCACGCAACUUGCCGGUGCCCCACUUAACCCCGCUGCGGCCUAACACAACGCAGCCACCUGGCAACAGUACCGCUGGAUUGAUUUCCUACUAACACAGGACAGAGACUAUUCAGUCUCAUCCAGGGAGCUUUCCAAGUCCUCAACUCCACCGACCCCGAUGCCACUUCUUCCUGUUGGCUUUGUCUAUCCUCAGGGCCUCCUUAUUAUGAGGGAAUGGCUAGAGAAGGGAAAUUCAAUGUGACCAAAGAACAUAGAAAUCAAUGUACACGGGGGUCCCGAAAUAAGCUUACCCUCACUGAAGUUUCCGGGAAGGGGACAUGCAUAGGAAAAGCUCCCCCAUCCCACCAACACCUUUGCAAUAGUACUAUGGUUUAUAAGCAGGCCUCAGAAAAUCAGUAUUUAGUACCUGGUUAUAACAGGUGGUGGGCAUGCAAUACUGGGUUAACUCCCCGUGUUUCUACCACAGUCUUUAACCAAUCCAAAGAUUUCUGUGUCAUGGUCCAGCUCGUCCCCCGGGUAUACUACCAUCCUGAGGAAGUAGUCAUCGAUGAGUAUGACCAUCGACCAACCCGUUCAAAAAGAGAGCCCGUGUCCCUUACCCUAGCUGUCAUGCUUGGAUUAGGAGUGACCGCCGGUGUGGGGACCGGGGCAGCUGCCCUGAUCACAGGACCACAGCAGUUAGAAAAAGGACUUGGCGCGCCACAUGCGGCCAUGACAGAGGAUCUUCGGGCAUUGGAGGAAUCUGUUAGCAACCUAGAAGAAUCCCUGACCCCUUUGUCUGAGGUAGUCCUACAGAACCGGAGGGGAUUAGAUCUGCUGUUCCUAAAAGAAGGUGGGUUAUGUGCAGCCUUAAAGGAAGAAUGUUGCUUCUAUGUAGACCACUCGGGAGCCAUCAGGGAUUCCAUGAGUAAGCUUAGAGAAAGGUUAGAGAGACGUCGAAGGGAAAGAGAGGCUGACCAGGGGUGGUUUGAAGGAUGGUUCAACAGGAUGGUUGAAGGAUGGUUCCUUGGAUGACCGCCCUGCUUUCUGCUCUGAUGGGACCCUUAGUGGCCCUGCUCCUGUUGCUCACAGUUGGGCCUUGUUUAAUCAAUAGGUUUGUUGCCUUUGUUAGAGAGCGAGUGAGUGCAGUCCAGAUCAUGGUACUUAGGCAACAAUACCAAGGCCUCCCAAGCCAAGAAGAAACUGAUCUUCAGCCUUCCCAGUUCUAAGAUUAGAACUAUUAACCAGAGAAGACGUGGGGAAUGAAAGGAUGAAAAUGCAACCUAAAACCCCCAGGACCCCAAGAAGGUAAUAAAGAAAAAGCCCUAGAUGCCCCUGAAUUCCAGAAACUGAUCCCUGCCAAGUAAAUACGUCACACUUGUUGUUGCAUCGGGGCCUGUUUUACGUCCUUUCACCUAGUUUUUUCUAUGAACCUGGGUGGGAGGACGUGAAACAGGCCUUGGGUGAGACUGCUGGCCUAAGCAAGGUAACAGGAUCUGAGUUGACUAAACGCUUAUCUGGCUUCUGUAAAACUGCUUGCAAAUAUUGAUUGCACAACUGCAAAAUGACACACCACCCAGGAGCCCGCGCUAAUAUAGACCUCCUGAUUGGUCCGCAGGACGCGUACUUUAAAAUGAUUCGUCUUCCAGGCGCGGGCUCUUGAUGCGCGGGCUUUGUUGUGAACCCCAUAAAAGCUGUCCGCACUCGGGGCCGCAGUCCUCUACUCCUGCGUGGCGUACGACUGUGGGCCCCAGCGCGCUUGAAAUAAAAAUCCUCUUGCUGUUUGCAACAAGACCGCUUCUCGUGAGUGAUUUGGGGUGUCGCCUCUUCCGAGUCCAGACGAGGGGGAUUUUCCUUCUCCUGGCCUUUUCACAAGCUGGACUAUGUUCUGUAAACUCCAGUUCCCCCUAGCCAGGUAGCCCCCAGCAGUAGGACAGGUGUCCAGCCAUUAUUGCACCUGUGGGUGGGGGGAAGUGGGGGGGUGAGAGGGGAGGCCAGUGGGGAGCAAAGGUGAGGCUGUGUGCAUGCUUUUCCUGGCCCCUGGUAUAGUCAGAUCCGCCCCCAUGGGGUCGAGGGAGAGGUCAGGGCCCGUGGAUCUCUAGGAGUCUUACAUGGUUUAUGGAUCUGGGGACCGGGUUUUUUUUGUUUGUUUGUUUGUUUGUUUUUUAGGGCCACACCUGUAGCAUAUGGAAGUUCCCAGGCAAGGGGUUGAACAGGAGCUACAGCUGCUGGCCUACUCCACAGCCACAGUAAUGCAGGAUCUAAGCGCAGCUGCGACCUACAUCACAGCUCACGGUGACACUGGAUCCUUAAACCACAGAGUGAGGCCAAGGGUCGAACCUACAUCCUCAAGGAUGCAGCCACGUUCAUCAGAGCCGAGCUACAGUGGGAACUCCUGGGACAUCGUUUCUUGCUUUCCUCCACCCCCCUUAACUUGGGCUGCCUAAUAGGUCCUGAGUCUCCUAGAGCCCUGGUUGCUCAGCCAAUAAGAAGCCGAAGCCUUGCCCCGCCCUUUUGUGGGUUUACCUUUGUGUAUAAAGCCUGAGGUCCCAGUCGGUUGGCCCAUUAGGUUCACUAGCGGAAUCCAGUGCUGAGCUCUUUGUGACACAGCUGGUCCUGCCCCCUUUCCAAGAUGCUCUUUUGGCACAACCAGCCAGAGCACCUGUGGCCCAGCCCCGGGGAACUGUAUCCCAGGCCGCCAAGCUUGCUCAGGGAGUCCUUGCCCUUGCCCUACCUGAAGCAGGAAGAGCUGCCCAGCAUCCCCAGCGCGGAGCCACCCUGCCCUGUGUUCCAGUAUGUGCUCUGUGCAGCCACCUCGCCGGCAGUGAGGCAGCAGGAGGAGACCCUCACCUACCUGAACCAGGGCCAGUCCUAUGAGGUGCAGAUGCUCUGCAACCCCAAGCUGGGCGAUGCCACCCAGGGGCCCCAGCUGCUGAAGAGUGUAGUGCGUGUGGUUUUCCACGACCGGCGCCUGCAGUACAUGGAGCAGCAGCAGCUGGACGGCUGGAGGUGGAGCCGGCCUGGGGACCGCAUCCUGGACAUAGAUGUGCCACUGUCUGUGGGGGUGAUAGAACCCCAAGUGUUGCCCUCGCAGCUCAACUCGGUGGAGUUUUAUUGGGACCCAACUAAGAGGACCUCCCUCUUCCUGCAGGUUCACUGCAUCAGCACCGAGUUCACUCCUCGGAAAAAAGGUGGAGAGAAAGGCGUCCCGUUCCGCCUCCAGAUCGACACUUUUAAGCCGGGUGACAAGGAGCUUCCGCCUGAGCACCUGCAUUCGGCUGGCUGCCUCAUCAAGGUUUUUAAGCCCAAAGGAGCUGACCGGAAACUGAAAACUGACCGGGAGAAGAUUGAGAAACAGCCUGUGCACGAGAGAGACAAGUAUCAGACUGGCUGCGACAGCACCGUCUUCAUGGAGUGUUCACCGUGGCCAGAGCCCAGUUUGGGCCCCCACCUGCCUCUGAGCCCUCUUGCUCUGACUUCCCCUCAGUCCUGCAAGUUCCUGUCCCUGGAGAGGCUCUGCUCCUCACCACCAUUCGCCUUGGACACUUUGGGGGCAAGCCCAGCUCAGGACCUGAACCCUGGAGCCUCCAUCCUAGAGACACAGCAGUGGUUACAUAGGCACCGGUUCUCCAGCUACUGCCAGUUGCUGGCCAAUUUCACUGGCACUGAUCUGCUGAAGCUUACCCGCCAGGACCUUAUCCAAAUUUGUGGGGCUGCCGACGGGAUUCGCCUUUUCAAUACUCUUAGAGCCAGGCCCAUCUGUCACCGGCUGACCUUGUAUGUCGCUCAGGCGGCCUCAAGACAACAGAAUGAGGUUCCUAAGAACCCUGACUCAGGCUUUUAUCAAGAGGUCUCUCUGGAUGAACUCAGUGCUGAUGAGCUCCUGGGGAAACUGGCUGAGAUCCUGGCCCUCCCAGCCAAUCAGAUCCAUCGUCUUUGCCACCAGGGCCCUGGGGGCAUCCUCAUUCUCCUCAGUGACCAGGUGGUUCAGAAUAUUAAGGAUGAAUCCUACUUUGUGGCUGUGGUGAAGAAAGUGCAGAAUCCAGAUGGCUACUACCUGGUUCUGACCUAGGCCCAGGAGUGCCCGCUGCGAGAGGAGACUGGGGCCAGCCGGGUUCUCCUGGGUCCUGUGCUCACCAGAAGCCUUGUUAAAAUCCUCAGCUGCCUCAUGAGGCUCCAGGCCAAGAGCCAAAUCAUCCUGUGUGUCCUUGUCCUGGGGAGGGAACAAGUAGCCCCCGGGUUUAGGACACAGCCUCUCCCCUGUUAUGCUGAGAUGGCCAAGCUUGGGAGGUAAACAGCCUGGC
Messenger RNA from Sus scrofa (pig), 7035 nucleotides. NCBI's taxonomy places the organism in Eukaryota, Metazoa, Chordata, Mammalia, Artiodactyla, Suidae. The record is from RefSeq and is a predicted model, not a curated record.